UUCAUGUUGCAUAUUCAUGUCAACAUUUUAUGUGCUUGCUUCUUAUAUACUCCCGCAAGAACAUUUAGAAUGAAAUACGUAUGAGUUAUACAGUUGAAGUUGAAACAAAAUCAGAAAUGGAAGGUCACGAGGAAGAUGAUUUAGAAGAUUUAAAUUCAACUGUGUACACAUUUCCACCGAAUGUACAAAAUGUCAUUGAACAGGUUUUACCUAGUACAGAUCCAUUGGACCAACUAAAUUUCAAUGUGGUGGAUUAUAUAAAUUCACUAUUCCCAACAGAACAGUCUUUGUCAAGUAUAGAUGAUGUAGUAAAUAAUAUGGAAUUAAAGAUACGUACCAUAGACAGAGAAAUUCGUUCAGUGGUACGUGGACAAACAAAUGUUGGUCAAGAUGGGAGAGCAGCAUUAGAAGAUGCACAGAAAGUAAUAAAACAGUUAUUUGUGCAUAUAAAAGACAUUAAAGAUAAGGCAGAACGAUCAGAAGAUGUGGUUCAAGAAAUAACAAGGGAUAUCAAAAGAUAUGAUAUUGCUAAAAGAAAUCUAACAGCAUCUAUAACAGCUUUAAAUCACUUGCAUAUGCUUGUUGAAGGAGUAGAUACCUUAAAGGUAUUAACUCAGAAGAAACAAUAUGGUGAAAUUAUUUUACCAUUGCAAGCUGUGAUGGAAGUGAUGCAACAUUUUAAUAGCUACAUAGAUAUACCUCAAGUAAAACAGUUAUCUGAUGAAGUACAUCAGGUACAUGUUGAAUUGGCUCAACAAAUUACAGCAGAUUUUAAACUAGCAUUUUCUGGACAAAAUCCAAAAUAUUUUAAUCAACUGACAGAAGGAUGUUUAGUACUAUCUGUGUUGGAUCCCAAAGUUAAGAAAGAUCUACUCACCUGGUUUGUGGGUAUUCAGUUACAAGAAUAUGCACAUUUGUUUGAUGAAAAUCAAGAUUUUGCAUGGUUGGAUAAAAUAGAUCGACGUUACGCGUGGAUAAAGAAACACUUGCUUGAUUUUGAAUCGAAAUUUGGUACAAUCUUUCCACAAGAUUGGGAGAUCUCGGAACGAAUUGCUGCACAAUUUUGUCACGUUACGCGGGAAGAUCUUACAAAAUUAAUGUAUAAAAGACGUUCUGAAAUAGACGUAAAAUUAUUACUUUAUGCAAUUCAAAGGACUAGUAAUUUUGAAUCAUUAUUGGCAAAACGAUUUAGUGGUAUUACUUUGGAUAAUGUAGAAACAACAAAUAAAAAAAAUGCUUCUAAUACAGACACGACUGAGAAUAAAGUUCCAGGCAACCCAUUUGAAGAAAAUCAGCAGGUACAAAAAGAAAAACCAAAACCAUCACCAUUUUCAAAUCUAAUAGGAAGAUGUUUUGAACCAUACUUAAGUGUUUAUAUAGAAAGUUUAGAUCGCAAUUUAGCAGACCUCAUGGAUAAAUUUGUAUCAGACUCUAAAUCACAACCGCCUGGUGCUAAAGAUUUUGAAGGCAUCGAGGGUCCUAGUAGUGUUCUGUCGUCUUGCGCUGAUCUGUUCGUAUUUUAUAAGAAAUGCAUGCUGCAAUGUACUCAGCUUAGUACAGGCUCUAUUAUGUUGAGUUUAGCCGAAACUUUUCAAAAGUAUCUGCGGGAAUAUGCUCUUAAAAUAUUACAAAAUAAUUUACCUAAAAUUGGAGGUAGCGUAGGCAUUGCCACAAGUAUGAGUAGUAUAACACGUGAUUUUCGAGAUCUUUCAACAUCAGGAUUUAUACAAAAUUUUCAAAGCUUUUUGAAGGAAGGCGAAAGUACUAGAUUUAGCAAAGAAGAACAAUCACGCAUUUGCUGUAUAUUAACAACAGCUGAAUAUUGCUUAGAAACGACACAACAACUGGAAGAAAAACUCCGAGAAAAAACAGAUAAAUGUUAUGCUGAUAAAAUUAAUUUGUCUCAGGAACAAGAUAUUUUUCACAAUGUUAUAUCAAACUGUAUACAACUGCUUGUUCAAGAUUUAGAAUCUGCAUGUGAAUCUGCAUUGACUGCAAUGACAAAGGUUCAGUGGAGUGCCAUUGAGGUUGUUGGUGAUCAAAGUAACUAUGUUAAUACUAUUGUGGUACAUCUUCGUCAAACAAUACCUACUAUCAGAGAUAGAUUGUCAUCAUGUAGAAAAUAUUUUACACAGCUGUGUGUAAAAUUUGCAAGUUCUUUUAUAAUAAAAUUAGUACAACAAUUGUACAAAUGUAAACCUUUAAAUACUGUGGGUGCUGAACAAUUAUUGUUAGAUGUACACAUGUUGAAAACUGCUCUUUUAGACCUCCCAUCAACAGGAUAUCAAGUUCAAAGAAAAGCACCAGCAACCUACACUAAAGUAGUAGUAAAAGGAAUGGCAAGUGCUGAAAUGAUUCUCAAAAUUGUGAUGUCGCCAAUAGAAUCUCCAAAAGACUUUGUAAAACAAUGUAGAAUACGUCUACCGGAUUUACAAGCGCCAGAAUUUCAAAAAAUUUUAGAUAUGAAGGGCUUGAAGAAAACAGAACAAGUUUUACUACUAGAACAAUUUAAGCAGCCUGAAAAUACAGAUACUUUACGUGAUGCGAGGAGUCACGUUAUCCAAGAUAGUCCAGAACAUGAAGCUGGACGAAUAAAAAGAUUGGAGAAAUUAAUUAAGAAAAGAAUAUGA
Messenger RNA from Habropoda laboriosa, 2630 nucleotides. RefSeq names its product vacuolar protein sorting-associated protein 53 homolog (gene Vps53). Lineage: Eukaryota; Metazoa; Arthropoda; Insecta; Hymenoptera; Apidae. The record is from RefSeq and is a predicted model, not a curated record. Gene Ontology annotation, cellular component: GARP complex. Gene Ontology annotation, biological process: retrograde transport, endosome to Golgi. The coding region runs from base 81 to 2630 and encodes 849 amino acids. The transcript has 13 exons.